Messenger RNA from Nanorana parkeri, 1256 nucleotides. It is a transcript of the gene CUNH11orf96, whose product is annotated as chromosome unknown C11orf96 homolog. Lineage: Eukaryota; Metazoa; Chordata; Amphibia; Anura; Dicroglossidae. The coding region runs from base 339 to 707 and encodes 122 amino acids. The record is from RefSeq and is a predicted model, not a curated record. The transcript has a single exon.
AUACAGCCUAGUACCUUGUACAGGAGCACUACUGGUACCAGCACAGCCUAAUACCAACCACAGAAACACUACUGUCCCCAACACAUCCCAGUAAACUGCACAGGAGCACCAUUGUUACCAGCACAGGCCAAUACCCUGCACAGGAGCACUACUGGUCCCCGCACAGCAGAUGGACUAUUAGCAUUAUACAGCUGAGCAGCUGAUUUGGGCAUCCCCACACCUCGGCAUUCCAAUACAUUGCUCCUACUCCUGCAGUCGCCACUGCGCAGCCUCCUCCAGGAUCUCAGCCUGGCAUCUGACUAAUCUGGGCCCCCCAACUGCAAGCAGAGCGAAGUGCCAUGUCCUCUGCGGUCCUGCCAGCCAAGCCCGCGGAGCCCCUGGGCUACCAAACAGUGAUGCCCCACUACAGCGGAGCGAGCGAGGAGUACCCCCAGCCCAUCCAGCCCCGGGCGCUGAAGGGUAAGGGCAAGCUGCGGAGAGCCCGGCAGAGCCGCUUUAAGACCCAACCGGUCACCUUCGAUGAGAUCCAAGAGGUGGAGGAGGAAGGCUUGUCACCCACUGAGGAGGAGAAAGCCAGAAAGUCCUUCCUGCAGUCCCUGGAGAACCUGAGAAGGAGCUCACACAGCAUGCACCUCCAAAGGGACAAGCUCAGCAGCUGCAAACUCCGCCACAGCCUGGAUUCCAGCGACUCAGACUCUACCCUGUGAGUUGGCAACCCCUUCCAACCCCCAUGGCAAACAGAGGGUUAAUUGUCCCUCCAAGAAGCCCCAGCUUUCCAGCUAAAAGAGCUUUUCCAUGUGCUGCCACUGGGGACCACUAGAGGGCGCAGCAGGGGCCAGUAGCCAACACAGCUGGACUGGGCUAUUAACUAUGUGAUGUCCAGGGUGGCAUGGACCCUGAUAUGGCACCUGGCAUUGAAGGAGUUAAACCAUUGACUGGACUCUUAAGUGGCUAAUGUAAGUUUGGCAGUGAAGGAGUUAGGUGUCUACUUUGGACUGAAUGGACAAGUAGGUUACUUGUUGGGAAGGGGGUCCAAAGUCUGAUUUUUGCAAAACCCCCUCCUCCAGGGUGUGCGCUCUAGCUGUGUAUAGUAAACGGUUAAAGCUAUUUUUGUAAAAUUUAGAUAAAAAGGCGAGGAAAUCAUAUAUGUAUAAAUUAUUUAUUUUUGCACCUGCAACGCUUGUCUCCAUUUGUUACCUAUAUUUGUAUAAAGAUCUAUUUACAUUGAAAUUUAUUUUAAAUAAACACCAUGGCAA